GCAAGGACCUGUUGAAGAUCUUUCCCAACAUCAAAUGUUUCAGUCUCUCUACAAGAGAGAACAAGCAAGAUGUCCUACCUAUCGCUUUUCCCAAGCUGAGCGAACGAAACGCGUGCGAUCUCUGAAACUCAGUCAAAAUGGCGAGAUUGAAUUGGUCCACAAAACGGGGAUCAAAUGUAUUGAUAUCGAUGCAGGCGAGGGAAAAUACUUGUUAUCCUCGAGUUCAAAUGGCGGGAUCGCUAUUCAUGAUAUAGAGGAUUGUUUCUACUCAAACGUUUUUAAAUGCCAGACGGUCGCCAAAGUGGACGGAACACUGAAAGACAGCCACAAACUCAGCGUGGAAACUGUACAGUGGUACCCGAAUGACACAGGAAUGUUUAUAUCAAGUUCAGUCGAUACGACGCUUCGAGUUUGGGACACAAAUGCUCUCGAAGUUGUCGAAAAUUUUCAACUUGAAGGCAUUGUUUACCAACACCAAAUGCCAAAGAAUGCUAGAAGACAUUGUUUAGUUGCAACAGCGUGUGAAGACUCUAGAGUUUAUCUUUGUGAUUUGAAAUCUGGUUCUGCAAUGCAUAUCCUAAAGGGGCAUUCAGAGGCAGUUGUUUCUCUAGCGUGGUCACCAAGAAAUGAGUAUCUUUUAGCUACAGGUAGCUGUGACAACAAGGUGCUCUUGUGGGAUGUGCGCAAAGCUGUUGGAAGUAUACUCUCACUGGAUCAGCACAAUGGCAAAGCUGGUUCCAGAUCUUCAACAAUAAACACAGCUCAUAAUGGCAAUGUAAAUGCCAUUUCCUUUUCACCAGAUGGAUUAUACUUAUUGACUUUUGGAACAGAUGAUCGGUUAAGGUUGUGGGAUACAUUCACAGGAAAGAACACACUGGUUAACUUUGGUCGAGUUCACAAUCCCAGUCGGAAAUCUGUAAAGCUUUGUCUAUCCAGUGGGACUUCCAAUGAAGUGGCAUUUGUUCCUUCAGGGAGCAAAAUAGAAGUGUAUCAACUUGUUACAGGAAAACAUGUUGCCACUUUCAGUGGUCAUUAUAACAAUGUUAACUGUUGUGCAUUUCAUCCACAUUUUCAAACUCUGUUUAGUGGAGCAAAUGACACAAAUGUUUUGGUUUGGCUCCCUGAGAUGAAUCGUAGUACUAAGGAUGAAAACAAUAAGGUGACAGAAGCUGGUAUCUGUGAUACAAAACAACUUGACAAUCUUUAUCAGGAUUCUUGGAGUAGUGACGAGGAGACAACAUGAUAAGCUUACAAAAAAGUGCUAACAGCCAUGUAGUGGUGAAUUUGAAAUAAAAUAGAGCUAGGUUAAAUUA
Pocillopora damicornis (cauliflower coral) is the source of this 1313-nucleotide messenger RNA. Its product is annotated as DNA excision repair protein ERCC-8-like. Lineage: Eukaryota; Metazoa; Cnidaria; Anthozoa; Scleractinia; Pocilloporidae. Gene Ontology annotation, biological process: transcription-coupled nucleotide-excision repair; proteasome-mediated ubiquitin-dependent protein catabolic process; protein polyubiquitination. Gene Ontology annotation, cellular component: Cul4A-RING E3 ubiquitin ligase complex; nucleotide-excision repair complex. Gene Ontology annotation, molecular function: protein binding. The record is from RefSeq and is a predicted model, not a curated record.